AUGACAGCCGCGCCCUCGUCGUCGCCAUCGUGGUCAUCCUCUUCUCGGACCCCGUCGCCCUCCUUCCGCGGCAGCAAGAGCAAGGGCCUGGGCAAGUGGGACGAGGAAGCGCAAGCCCGCGCAUCCGGUAGCGUCGGCAAGCAGAUCCUCCAGCGCUACCUGACCCACCUCUAUCCUAAGGCGAGCCGGGAGGUGUGGUCCCAUGACGAAGAGGAGGUUCUUUGGCGUGCGCAGAAGGAGUACGGCAACGCGUGGAGCUACAUCUCCAGCCUCUUGCCAGGGCGGUCGGAAAAUGCGGUCAAGAACCACUGGUACACGCAGAUGCGCAUGUUCAUCGGGCAGAGAGGCAACAACCCUUCCAGCUCGAAGCCUUGCCCACCGUCCUCCUCGAGGGGAGCCGCAGCCAAGGCGGUAGGCAACAAGGGCGGCAGUCGGCAACAGCGGCGAAGGUCCGACGACGCCAAGAUCGAUCCUGCGGCCAUGCAGCAGCAACAGCAACAGUACUUUCCCGCUAGCGCAUCCGCUCAGGCGGAGGCAGAGGCGGAGGCGGCGGCGGCAACAGCGGCAGUCGCCAACACCACCGCCGCCGCCAAAGCGGAAGACGUCAACGAGGAGAAGCUGGCUCGCGCAGACGCGGUCGCGGCUCUCGGCAUGCUGUUUUCGCAGGGCCCCUCCGGUCGCGUUGCCGCUGCUGCUGCGGCGGCGGCGUCCUCCUACCCCGGAGCGGCAGACGGUAGAUGA
Molecule: messenger RNA, 741 nt
Organism: Ectocarpus siliculosus
Lineage: Eukaryota; Phaeophyceae; Ectocarpales; Ectocarpaceae
Source: the annotation of a GenBank genome assembly